Dimorphilus gyrociliatus is the source of this 2658-nucleotide messenger RNA. The record is from the annotation of a GenBank genome assembly. NCBI's taxonomy places the organism in Eukaryota, Metazoa, Annelida, Polychaeta, Dinophilidae.
CUCAGAUCUUUGCAGACAAGUGUGACACCAAGACCUAUUUCAAACACAACGUUUUUCUGAAAAUAAUAAGGAACAUUUUUGCUCCGUUAGAAGAAGAGUGAUCGUUUCAAAGAUAAUAAAACGAUCAAGGAAUUUUCUUCAGAAAAAAACCAGGUUAGCAAUAGUAUGUAUGUUUAACGAAAGUUAUGGAACAUAGAAUGCUCUAUUCCUAUAAUAACAAAAAGAGCUCUUUUUGCAUAUAUGUUUUGGUUAAGCAUUCUCUAUCAACUUUUUUAUUAAGCAGAAAAUAUGGCAAUCUUAAUGAAAAUUUUGCUAUCCUUCACUGGGGUUCUGCUUUUUCUUUGCAAUCUCAAUGUGGCUGGUAUAGCGCCGAAAUAUGUCAUCGUUACACCAGAAAAAAUUCGACCUGGUCAACCACUUGAUAUCUAUUUCGAAAUUGAAAAUGAUGGAGAGAAUUUCCCGACUUCGGCAGCAAUUGUAUUCUCACUUGAGGGAACCAACUAUAUGGGAAGGGAGAGAAAAGAAACUGUAAUCUUGUCCAAAAAGUUUGACAUGGAUAUUACAAAACCUAACAUUGUCUUUUUGGACAUUCCAUUCGAUAUUGACCAAAGCUUUGCCUAUUCACUCAACUUAAAAGCUGAUGGGGAAAUUCGUUAUGGUACUUCGAUUGCUAAAUUUAAAAACUCAACAAAAAUUAAUUUUGACAAGAAGAGUAUGUCGAUAUUUAUCCAAACCGAUAAAUCUAUGUAUAAACCAGGCCAGAUGGUUAAUUUCAGAGUUAUUUCUGUUUAUCCCGAUUUGAAGCCUUUUGAUAAACUGCUGAAUAUCGAGAUUUUUGAUCCGAGGAAUAAUAAAAUUGUACAAAAAUUCAACGCUACACAAGAAUUCAAAGGCGUUGUAAGUGACAAUCUACAAUUAAGCGAUCAACCUAUUGAAGGUACUUGGAAAAUCACAGCUCAAUAUGGUACUGAAAAAGUCGAAAAAACCUUUAUAGUUGAAGAAUACGUUUUACCCAAAUUCGAAGUGAAAAUUAAAUCGCCAAGUUACAUUGUUUAUGAUGAUAAAAAAAAUAAGUUGGCACCAAUUACGGAAGAUAUUCAUUUUACAACUGAAGUUUUGUAUACUCAUGGUAAACCUGUGGAAGGUUCGGUCGUCGUUGAUAUUACGAUGUACAAAUACUGUUCAUACAGAUGUCCCAAAUACAAAACAAUCCAGAAAUCUGGCCAAUUAAACAAACUAACUGGUCGUGCUGAUUUUACCUUGUCAUCUGAGGAUAUUUUAUCCAUGACGUCAACAAGAGAAAGAUGGAGAUGGGAGAAACUAGAAAUUCAAUUCAAUGCGAGAGCCACAGAGACUGUUAGUGGUAUUACGUUAAAUGGUACUGGAAAAACUACCGUACGUUUGGAAUCUUUUACAACAGAGUUUUUGAGUUCAACGCCUGAAAACUAUAAACUCGGCUUGCUCUACACUGGCUUUUGGAAAGUUACCCAAAUCGAUGGUUCCCCAAUUACUGAAGAGCAGUUGAAAAAUGAGAAAGGAGAUGAUGAAGUUUUAUCUGUUGAAAUUGGAUACAUCUGGCAGUAUAAUAAAACCAUCAAUGGUCGUAUCGUUACUCAAAGUGGAACUGAAGAAAAAAGAGUAAAAACUUUCCCAAUUCCUAAAUCUGGUCUUGUAUUUGUUACUUUUACCCCACCCAAAAGUAAUAUAAUCAGAGAUAUGUGGUUUGAUACGAUAAAACUUAUGGCCACAUUUAAAACUAAACGAACCUACAAAAGUCUUAGCCAAUUUGUUACUAAGAAAACUAAAGUUGGAUUGCAAAUGACUGUGCAGAACGAUGGAGGAAUAAAUCCUGAUGAAGAAUUGAAAGUACUUAUGACUACUACAGUUGCUAUUCCUAGUUUUACAUAUAUCCUCAUAUCUCGCGGUCGUCUUAUUUUCAACGGUGAAGUAUCUAUGGAUGGACUAUUAGAAAGAGAAUUUUCGAUUUUCAUUUCGAAGGAUAUAUCGCGAAAAAUUGCUCCUUCGGCUAGAUUAUUAAGCUUUUAUAAGUCAGUGGAGAACGAAAUGGUUGCUGAUAGUAUUGAAUUCAACGUUAAUGGCUUAUUCUCUAAUGACGUCAAAAUAUCCUUCAAUAAAGAUCAAGUUUCUCCCGGUGAGAACAUAGACCUCAAUAUUCAAGCAUCGCCUCAUUCAUUUUUGGGAUUAUUGGCUGUCGAUACGUCUGUUCUAUUGUUAGGUGGUGGAAAUGAUUUGGAAAGUAAAGAUGUUAUGACGGAGGUUAAGAAGUAUGACUCAAGCAGUCAUAAUUACUUUCCAUAUGAACGUAGGUUUAGAAGGAAGAGAUCAAUCAUGCCGUGGCCAAUGAGAUGGGGAGCCCAAGAUACAAGUGCAGUGCUAACUAAUGCUGGAGUUCGUAUGAUGACUGAUGCUCUUAUCUACAAGAAAAUUAUUUAUCGUUAUCCAGAAUACUUUCCUGGAAUGCCCGGCGUUCCUGGAAUGGCUGGAUCUGGCCCACGUGGGCAAGAAGGACAGCCUGGCCCUCCUACUGAUAACGAUGGGGUGAAAAGAACUCCUGAAACUGAUGUUGAUACAGGCUCAGUCUCUGUGAGAAAACUUUUCCCCGAGACCUGGUUGUACUUCAAUAAGGCUGUAGGGUAA